CUUUGUCUUUCCUUUAUUCAUGGUCAGCAGCAGCUGAGUGCCCACUGUCCCAGGCUGCUUGUAUGGUCUACUGAGAAAAAGUGAAAAAGCCCUGGGGUGAGGAGACUGACAGGCCUGUGACCUCCUCCUGGAACCAGCAGUACCAGCUGUUGUUGGGAAGCAGAAGCACACUGCUGGGACACAGGCCCCACAUUCUGAGUUCUGGCAGCCCUGGGCUGGCCAUGGGGAGAGAGGGGCUGGUUGCUAAGGCCUCAGGUGGUGUGGAUCCGGAAGCAGGAAGUCUAUGCUCCCAGGAGUUAAGGCUUCGAGAGCUUGGAGGCAGGUCAUGUCUUGAUGUUGGGCUGCUGGGGGAAGUGGGAAGAGAAGGGGCUGGCCAGGUCAGGUUCAGGACCAAGGUAAGGGCAAGGAGAGGAGUGGAAGUGAAGUUGGGGCAGGAACUGGGGCCUAGAGGAACAGUGUGAAAGGGGCAGGGGCUGGAUGGUGGGAGGCCUGUAUGUGUCCUGGCUCCAGAGGAACCCAGAGCUCUAAAGGUUUCCCUCUGGGGGGUUGGGGCAGGUGGCAUCCAGGACCCUCUAGCUGGGAUGGCCAACCUGAAGGAUCUGGAGACCACAGCAAAGGAAGUGCUGGGGAGACUGAAGAGCAACCAACUGUUCGAGUCCAAGUCAGACACCGCUUACUUCAUUAUCUUCCUCAUUGCCCUGGGCACUAUAUUGCUCCUGCUGCUGCUUAUUUGCCUCAACUGCUGCUGCAGAGAACUCCAUGAGACUGAGUAA
Myotis davidii is the source of this 773-nucleotide messenger RNA. RefSeq names its product small integral membrane protein 22 (gene SMIM22). The record is from RefSeq and is a predicted model, not a curated record. The coding region runs from base 582 to 773 and encodes 63 amino acids. Gene Ontology annotation, biological process: regulation of cell population proliferation. The transcript is spliced from 3 exons. NCBI's taxonomy places the organism in Eukaryota, Metazoa, Chordata, Mammalia, Chiroptera, Vespertilionidae.